CUCGUAAACGCGGUCGGAGGGUCGCCAUGGCGAUGGGCAGCUACGGGCCCGGGGUGCGGAUAGGAAACUGGAACGAGGACAUCUGUCUGGAGGAGGAGCAAAUGAAGGAUUUUUUGGAGAAAAGGGAUAAAGGAGAACUCCUCAUCCAAAAAAGCAGAAAACUUAAAGAAAAUCUUUUGAAAAAGGUGGAGCUUUCGGUUUCCAAGGAUGGUUGCGUCCACUUCGGAGACACAGUCAUGCUGGUGAAUACUGAGCCUCUGAAUAAGGGUCCAAACCAUUUUGUGCAGGGUCACCUGACCUUGUCUAUAAAUCCCGAUGAAAUGAAAGCCUACAUAAGCGACAAGCUGGAAGCACCCUGCGGAGUGAGUGGGUCAAAAAACGUGAGCCCGAUUGGAAGGAAUACUUUUACCCUUCUAAGCCCAGAUGGAGGUGCCUUGGGCGAACCCAUCAGGUACGGACAGAGUUUCUGCCUUGGGACUACAGGAGGCUUUCCAGACCAAAUGUUGUAUCUAGCAAGUGACCACAAAACAUUCCUGAGUGCGUCGAAGCUGUCCCGGCUCCAGGAAGCCUUCCUGACUGACAAAAUCUCUUAUUUGGCAUACUGGCAAGCUGCUUUUUUGGAUCCCCAGUUGCGUCUGGAAUACGAAGGUUUUCCGAUCCAGGCAAACACCAAGAUCCUCAUCUAUCACUGCCACACAAACCGGGGAUUAGCGGUUCACAGGAAACACCGCUUGAGGACGUAUUUUGGAGGGGAAUGUGAAGUUGCUUCUCACACACACCUGGACUCCCACAGAGUGGAAAAAGAGCAGAACCACUGGAUCCUUAUCACCGGAAAUCCGAGUGGCGAUUCUCCCUCUAUGCUUGAGCGAGCAACGCCUCCAUCCGAGGAGACGAAGGGUUUAGCCGGAGCGCAGAGUACCAUGCCCCUUUCUCCAACACCCUUCCCAAGCCAGUUUGCUGGGAAUUAAUCAAAGAGGCUGAUCCCUCCUCGUUUCUGGUUAGAUUUAGUUGAGUGGGGGUGUUUAGGGUCCUCUCUGACUUUAUGGCCCAUCAGAGAGAGCAAUGGGGCAUCGUUUCUGCCUGUCCAUGUCUGUAAGGUGAUCCCUGGGGAAUCGAAGCUUCUAGCAGGCUGGCAGGAGCUGGGUUGCUUGGGAUUGGCGCCAUACAAGGCUGGCGAUAUAGAGAGUCCUGGAAUAAAUUCUUUUUGCUUAUGGCAUACGGGCUGAUGAAGUGAAAGUGUU
Tachyglossus aculeatus (Australian echidna) is the source of this 1241-nucleotide messenger RNA. It is a transcript of the gene CFAP161, whose product is annotated as cilia and flagella associated protein 161. The coding region runs from base 27 to 968 and encodes 313 amino acids. The record is from RefSeq and is a predicted model, not a curated record. The transcript has 7 exons. Lineage: Eukaryota; Metazoa; Chordata; Mammalia; Monotremata; Tachyglossidae. Gene Ontology annotation, cellular component: motile cilium. Gene Ontology annotation, biological process: cilium assembly.